This is a messenger RNA of Anisakis simplex (herring worm), 252 nucleotides long. The record is from the annotation of a GenBank genome assembly. Lineage: Eukaryota; Metazoa; Nematoda; Chromadorea; Rhabditida; Anisakidae.
AUGCAACCUGAAAUGCCCGUUUGCAAGUACUCACUGCUUGCAGGAGGCCGUAAUGGCAGUGCCGCGGUUUCACUGAAUUUAGGCGAUAUAAUCUAUCAUCAGUGGGAUUGCUCUGAGCAAAAGGGUGAUUUCUAUUGUAUGUUACUGCAUACGUGCACCGUUGAUAGUGGUCAAGGGAACAUGCAGACGAUUAUCGAUGAAGACGGGUUAGUUGUUGCUUUAUCAGUUACAGUCUUAUCAUUAUUGUGCUGA